AUGGAAGCGCGAGCCGCCCAGGAAUCGGCUGCGCAAGUCAAGGAUGCUUCACCUCCUCCUGUAGCACCGUCAGCCCCUGCAUUUGGCUCCGUGCCAAACCGGAUUCCGAGCACCGGCGAUGCGCAGCCUCUUCCCAGCGUCGCAUCGAACAAGCCGCCUCCUACUGCUCCGCGGGCCUUUGGAGACCGUCCUGUUUCUGCAGGCCAGGGCUCCGGCAUUGCUCCCGAAACGCCCCAGCCGCCUACUGGGCCCUCAAAGGUCAUGCCGCACGAUAGCCCGCCUAUUCCCUUGGGUCCCCGACUGCAACAGCCCAAACCUCCACGCCCGUCUAGCAAGCAAUGGAUCAAUCCGAGUUUGAAGAAACCGCCGCCGGAGUCGCCCAAGGUCAUGAGGUCGCAAAGCUUUGCCCAGCCACGACCUCUUCCGCUUCAAAGAGGCGCUUCGCAAGUCGAGCCGUCUGACUCGAGGCGACCGCGUAGUAGCGACGCAAAGUCAGAUCCCUACUUGGGGUCGGAAAACAGGAUGCGAGCCCAUCACAGCGAGGAGCCAGGCGAAAUUACUGCAAGCUCUGAGGUCGAAAGGCCACUGGGAAAGGAAGCGGUCGAUUACAGGCGGCCAGAUUUAAUGGAUCAUGACGCUGGCACCUCAGAUCGCCCACAACCCCCUGCUGAGCUACCUUCUACCUCUCCGAAGCUAGACUUACAACCCAAGCCGCAGGAAAACAAACAAAGCGAGGAAACUCAACGUCCUACCGAGGCAGCAGAUGCGAAACAGAAGAACAAGCUUUUCAAAUCGCGUGCCGUUCGAUUUGCUAUACCUCCAAAAACCGUCGCACAAGAAGAGACUCCCGAAUCCGACGACGAAGAUAUGGGCGAUUAUUUCGACAUGGAAAUCAACAAGACGGAAGCUGAACUGAGCAAACUGCAAAAGCCAAAGAUGCCUGUAGAAGUAAUACGCAGGUACAUGACUCAAUCGCACGGGUCAAUGGUACAGAUAUUGAAUGAGGGAGAGGAGCUUUCAGGGAUGCUCGGCUCUACCCCAGAAGUUCCGGAGCCUGUGGCCGAUAUGAUGGAAGUGGAGCCCACUGAACAACACGAGGAGCCGACAGUUGCACGCGAUGAACCUCUCGAAUCGCAAGAGGUCAAGGAGGCCACUCCUGUGACUGAGGCGGCCACGGAACAGCUCGUUCCAGUAUCUGCCGAGGCAGAGGAGAAGGAGAAGAAGGAGAAGAAAGAGGACGAAAAGAAAGCAAGUCUCGAACCAUCUCUUCCAGAAGAGCGGGAAGACCGUCAACCAAAGGCCGAGGAAAUGGACAUUGAUGAAGGGCCUACGCUUCCACCUCCUGAGCCCGUUCAAGAACCGGAGCCGAUGGUCGAGACCGUGACCAACGACUUGCCUGAGGACAAAGACGCCGUGCCCAUUCCAGAGACCUUACCAACCAUUGAUGAGGCUGCUCGCUCCCCGAGACCGGUCGAAGUGGAGCCUAAACUGCCAAGCACUCCAUCUCAAGUAGCAGACGAGGAUGAUGAGACCGAAACAGAGGAUGAGGCUUUUAUGGAGGCCCAGGCCGCGGUAGCUGUUGACACAGUUCGUCGUUACAUGGCGACGCCGCCUGUGGAUAGCCUUCCCGGCGGAGAUGGUAAUCAGCCGCUCUGGUACCAAGAUAAAGAGUUUCUCACAACGCUCGAAUCGGAUCCCAACGUUGACGACUUUGUUACCAUGUUCCUUGAAAAGGUCCACCUUACGAGGUCGACCGAACAGCGCCGCGCGCAGAACACUUAUGCCGCCAAUUACAUGCAGUAUCUACGGUUUACCAUGUCAGACGACCCCGCGGCAACGAAGAGCAGGGACAAGUUCUCCGUCUCGGCUCCCUCAGAGACUGCAGGUACCCCGACGCCCGAGCAGAAACCGGAAGGUAGGGGAACUGGAAGGAGAUUCGCCACAGAGCGUGACCUCGAACGCGUGCUUCAGGCGUCCAUGCGUGAAGAUGAGGAGAGAAAGGAGCGAGAGCUUCGAAUCCAGCAGGAAAAAUAUCGCAGCGACAAGGAAGCCGUUAUUCCGGAUAUGUACUGGGACGACCUGGAGAAGCAGCGAGUUCAGUAUGUGGAUCGGUCGGGAUUCACUCCCCCAGAGAGGCUUGUUUCCGCAUGGCAGGUAUUCCGGCCCGUCAACAACUUUACAGAAGAAGAAGCGCAGCUCUUUGAGAAACGAUACCUGGAGGUUCCUAAGCAAUGGGGCAAGAUUGCGGAAGCUCUUCCGCAUCGUGACUUCCGUGCUUGCAUCCAGUAUUACUACCUGAUGAAGGGAGAACUUAACCUCAAGGAGAAGCUCAAGAAACAGCCAAAGAGGCGCAAGAAGGGUGGCCGAGGCAAACAGAGAUCCAGCGCCUUGGUGUCGGAGCUCGGCAACGGCGAGCCGGAAGGCGAGGAGGCGCCCCAGGAGAGCGGAGAGAACGGGGAGAGGCGGAGGCCACGGCGGGCUGCUGCUCCCACUUGGGGCUUCGAACAACCCGCUACGGAUGGGGAGAGCACCCCUGCUGCUACUCCUGGGCGUCGCGGAGCAUCUGCUGCGUCCAAGGGCGAUCAGCCCGAAAAGGUGGAUGGGAGAAAGGGAAGACGAAAGGCCAGGGACAAGGACAAAGACAAGGACAAGGACAAGGACAAGGUACAGGAAAAAGACAAGGAAGCCAAGGCAUCCAAGCCGAACCAGGCCCUUGCCGCUGCGCCUGGUCCCGCUGCCGGGAAAGGAAGAGGCCGGGCCGAAUCUCGCCCGGUGCCUGCGGAAUUUCUCACGGCGCCUCCUCUGCAAUCCGACCCUCAUCGUUUGCCAGUUCCGUUCGAGCAGCCCUUGCAGCCGGGUAUCCAAGCCCCGUUUGCCGUGCCGCAGCCACCGCUCAUCGAGAGGCCAAAGCCCGUAGCCGUAGCUGGAUCCAUUACGGAGGUAAUGGCGGCACCCUCACUUCGACCUGAACCACCCCCGCCUCCUCCAUCGUCUAUAACCACCUUUAACUUGACACAGCAGAGUUCCGAACGGAAGCCAUCGUCCCAGGCAUCGAGCUACUGGAGUGUGUCGGAAGCCAAUGAUUUCCCCCAACUCCUGAGAGCUUUUGGUUCUGACUGGUCGGCGAUUGCGAAACACAUGGGCUCAAAGACUACGGUCAUGGUCAAGAAUUACUAUGUCCGGCAGAAGGACUCUGGGAAACCAGAAUGGGAGGCAAUUGCUCAAGAGGCUGAUGCAAAGCGAGCUAGGGGAGAGAAGAGACCUGAUCCUCCCGUACCUACUACUGGCGGCCGGGGCAGGAGGUUCGAAGGAGCUGCAGCUGGAACUUCAAGGCCCCUUGCGGUGGCUCCAGGAGCUGCAGACCCUCAUGGCGAUCUUCCUCAGCCAAAGGUUGAGCCCGCGCCUCCACAGCCCUUGAGGCAACAGCAGCAUCUGUCGAGCUACGGAGUACCGAUUGCGCAGGCUCCAGCCCAAACUCCCCUAGCACAGCCAAGCCAAGCUCCUCUUGCUGUACCAACUCACGCAGUGCCCCAAGCGACGCAGCAAGCCAUAUCUCCCAAUGCGCGCUCCAUGCAUCAAGGACUACCGCCCUUUGGCUUCCCAGAACGCGAUCGCGAGUCUGUUCAACCCCAGCGGGUGCCGCUGCCGCAGAAGGCGCCUGCCAGCCAAGUUCCAGAGCUCCGAGAUCCGCGGCCAUUGUCUGUGGCCCAGCCAUUGCAGCCAGCGCAUGCCGAGGCCCUCGCUGAGCGCGAGCGCUCUGUUCAGCUUGAGCGGAUGAAUAUGGAGAAGAGAUACAGGGAGCAACAGCAUAGGGAGCAGCAGCACAGAGAGCAACAGCACAGGGAACAACAACACCGGGAACAGCAGCUCAGGGAACAACAGCAUAGAGAGCAGCAACAUCGGGAGCAACAGCACAGAGAGCAGCAGCAUAGAGAGCAGCAGCAGCUCAUGCGAGAAAGGGAAAUCGAAAUCGAGAGGGAGCGCGAGCGCGAGAGGGAGAGGGAGAGGGAAAGGGAGAUCCGGCAAGCAGAGUCGAUGAGGAUGAAGCAAGAGGUCGAGGCACCACUUCACCGCUACGAGCCCUAUGGCCAUCGACAGCAGCUCAGCCAUGGCGGAGGUCCUCGAGAACCAUUCACCUUGGCAAGGCCGCCCCAGGAGUCCUCCCGCGGCGUCCCCCCUCAGCCGUAUCCUACAACGGUCUCCCAACCACAACCUCAACAACCACAGCCGAUGCGUACACUGCUCUCGGAGCCCGUGGCGGUACACUCACCACCCCUGGCGCCCCCGUCCUCUAGAUCAGCCCAGACUCCUCAGCAAAGGAUGCCCCCAGGCCCUUCGCAUGAGCCUUACGGCGCAGCUGCACAAGCUCAGCAUACCCCUUCGAUGCCUCCACUUACGCCUGCACGACCGCCCGAGCCCCGGAAGUCAAACAUCAUGGCGCUCCUGAACGAUGACCCUCCGCCGCCUAAGAGGGUCGCCGAGGUUACGCAAACUCACGCGCCCGGGCCGUCCCCGACGCCGCCUUCUCAAGGCAUCGGCCGGCCGCCGCCACCCCCGGCUGCGUCUGCACAAGCCGCCCCGAUCCGCCGGGAAACAGAUGCGCACUACUCGCCCUACGGACGAACGCCGUCCAGCGGACCAUCAGCCAUGCCUUCUCUCAAGCCUCCUUAUUCCUCGUCGCCAGCUCCCCCGCAACACAUCAGCGGACACCGAAGCAUGCCGUCCGAUCCGGCGGUGGAGGUUGAGUAUUACAGACAGCACGCCUAUCCGCCCAGCCAUCCCGCCAGCGGAACCAACUCUCCUCAAACAUCACAGCGGUACCCUCCGCCUGCGCAAUCGAGCCAACCCCCGUAUCAAUCUCAAACCGGCUACCCCACGUCGUACGGGGGAGGUUCCCAGCCAGCACACAUCACGUCGCCGCCACCACAGCAAUAUGCGACACACUCAUCGUCUAGGAGCCGUGAGAUCCCGCCCAGCAGCCGCGAUAACGUCUGGCCAUCGUCGGGUCACCAAGCACAGACGUCCGACAUCCGAUCGCAAGGCAAUAGCUGGACGCCUCAGCCGUCCAAGGCCGCUCAGGCUCCUCCCCCGCACGCACAGCCAGCUUGGGGGUCACAGCACCCUUCGACAAAACCUGGGACCCCAGCACAGGCAUGGCCAUCAGCGGCACCCCCACCCCAACAGCAUAUGUCCUUGAGAGAUGAGCGAGGGCCACCCUCAAUAUACGGACAAUCACAGCAGCACUCGUUGCAAUCUCGGUACCAGUCGACGACACGGGGACCCGAGCCUUUGUCUUCGUCGUCUCAGCCGUACCCGCGCUACGCGUCGACUCCUGGCCCACGAGACCCGCGAGAUCCAAGGGACCCAAGAGAUCCACGAGAGCCGUCGAGCCGGAGCUAUACGCCGAGUGUCUAUGACAGUCGGCCGCCGCCACCUACUCAGGCACAAGUACACGGUUAUCCAGCACCAGACCCGAGAGAGAUGCAGCUACGAGAUGCGCGAGACCAAAGGGACCCAAGAGACCCUAGGGAUAUGCGGGAUCCUAGGGAUCCUAGGGACCCGAGAGACCCGAGAGAUCCAAGGGACCCGCGCGACAUUAUGAACCGCGGUAACCUUCGACCUCACGAAGCGUAUAUGAUUGAGGUCUCACUGCGGAAUUCUUUCGAAAUCAAGUGUGAAAAUGCUGGCGUUGAUUGGCAGGGCAUGUUGGAGCUACAGUAUGUACAGUGCCCCGUAUCGAUAACCAACGAACUCGGCGCGCGUCACCCCGAAACCCUCCAAAACUACCAACUUGCACCACCUUUUCCCAAGAACCCAGCCCUACCUAUCUCUCUUAUCCCCUCUGGACACAGGCAGAAAAGCAUCAAGGGCAAUCGACUCUUGACAGCCAUCAAAGGGGGGCAGCCGGGGCGUCAAGCAAUGGACACCCGCGCCAGCGGCAGCGGCAGUGGCACCGCAAGCAGCAGGGCCUACUUUGAACAGCAGCGCGAGGCCCUCAUCGGGGACAUUGCCGAGAGCUUCGAACAUGUCCUCGCAAACAUCAACAAACUGAACCGUUCCCUCGAAGCCGUCAUCGCCAAAGAAGAAAGAAAGGCUAAUGGUUGGGAUUCGGGGUUCCAGGUCGGCAACGAAUUCUCCUCCGUCGAAGCCCUCUGGUCGCAAUUCGAAAACGUAAUGGCCAAGGACGACGAACAAGAUGCCAACAAGGCCGCUUCGUCUGCAUCAUCACAACAACAGCAGCAGCAUGAUGAUUCGCAACAGGGCGAAGAUACUACGCGACACGAAUGA
Trichoderma reesei QM6a is the source of this 6288-nucleotide messenger RNA. RefSeq lists its product as uncharacterized. Bases 1 to 6288 code for a protein of 2095 amino acids. The record is from RefSeq and is a predicted model, not a curated record. Gene Ontology annotation, cellular component: Set3 complex; mitotic spindle; DASH complex. Gene Ontology annotation, biological process: regulation of transcription by RNA polymerase II. The transcript is spliced from 6 exons. Lineage: Eukaryota; Fungi; Ascomycota; Sordariomycetes; Hypocreales; Hypocreaceae.